AUGCCUUCAAAUAAUAAACGUUCAAGACAAGAACAUCAAGCAGGUAAUGAUGAUGAACAAGAAAAAUUACAAGUAAUUCAUCCAGAUGAAUCGUUAAUGAAUAAAGCAAAAAAAACCAAAUCAUCCGAUAAACGAUUAAUUGUUGUUCUUGAACAAGCAAAUUUAGAAACAAUUAAAAUUGGUAAAGUUUAUGAAUUACUUAAUUGUGAUCGACAUAAAAAUCAUCUUUUAAAAUAUAAACGUGAUCCAAAUUCAAAUGCAAGACCUGAUAUAACACAUCAAUGUUUAUUAAUGUUACUUGAUUCACCAUUGAAUCGAGCUGGAUUACUUCAAGUUUAUAUUCAUACACAUAAAGGAAUAUUAAUUGAAGUUAAUCCUCAAACUCGUAUUCCACGAACAUUUGAUCGAUUUGCUGGUUUAAUGGUUCAACUUCUUCAUAAAUUAUCAAUUCGAUCUCAAGAUACUGUUCAAGGUGGUAUUAAAUUACUUAAAGUUAUUAAAAAUCCUAUAACUGAUCAUUUUCCUGUUGGUUGUAAGAAGAUUUCUACAUCAUUUAGUUUAACAUCAUCAAAUCUUGUUAAUAUUCGUGAUUAUGUUCAAAAUCAAUGUGGUGAUAUUGAUCAACCAGUUGUUUUUGUUAUUGGUGCGAUGGCAAAAGGAAGUGUUAAUGUUGAUUACAAUGAAGAUGCAAUAUCAAUAUCAUCUUAUCCACUUUCAGCUGCAUUAACUUGUUCUAAAGUUUGUGCUGCAUUUGAAGAAAGAUGGGAUGUUCUUUAG
Molecule: messenger RNA, 777 nt
Organism: Adineta steineri
Lineage: Eukaryota; Metazoa; Rotifera; Eurotatoria; Adinetida; Adinetidae
Source: the annotation of a GenBank genome assembly